Molecule: messenger RNA, 687 nt
Organism: Trematosphaeria pertusa
Lineage: Eukaryota; Fungi; Ascomycota; Dothideomycetes; Pleosporales; Trematosphaeriaceae
Exons: 2
Molecular function (GO): protein binding
Source: RefSeq, a predicted model, not a curated record
GUGGAAAUCGGACCACAGGCUCGGAAGUACCAUGUGCACAAGGCGCUACUCAUCCACCACUCCGAUUACUUCCGCAAAGCUCUUUCCGGGUCUUGGAAGGAGGCGCAGGAUGGCGUUGUCCGCCUGGAAGAUGUCGAGCCUGUCGCCUUCAACAUCUUCAUAGCGUGGAUUUACGGUCGAAAUCUAGGCGAUGACGACCUCGAUUGGGCUGAACUAUUGGAGGACGAUCCCGGCGUCGUCUGUACAAUCGGCGACGAAUACCUCGCAAUGAUCAAAGCGUACGCCUUCGGUGACAGGUUCCAGGCAACCAAAUUUCGUAGGACUGUGCACAACCUAUUUGUGGGCCCUAAUGUAUACUGGCUCCACAAGAGUCACCUGUACCCCACGGCCAUAUGGGCGUUCGAGCACAUCCCCGCAAGCGCACUGAUCCUGCAAUUCCUCGUCGAUUACCAAUGCGACAGCUGGAGUGAAACCGACAAUGACGAGGCCAUAAUGCUGGAGAAAGGGCUUCCUGCAGCUUUCCUGCGUCGGGUGAUGAGGGGGUUGUGCGAGCUGAAGCAUGGAUCCGGAGAGAGUUUAAUGCGAAACCGUUGCUACUUAGAGCAUGCGUCGGAGGAAGACAAGGAGCGAUGCACAAAGCGACAUAUGGUCUUCGAAGAGGAUAUCGAAAUUAGAUCCUUCGAGUGA